ACGAUUAUAUAAUUAUAUGGAACUGGGCAAACUGGGAAGUGCGGUUGUAGCCUGCAAAUUGGCCGUUUAGGCCAUAAUAUACCCUUCAUAUGUCCGCCUAUUGCCCAUUUUGCCCGUCGGCUUGCCGACUUUCUGAUAAUUCGAGUGCCAGUGAUCGCAAUCUGAGUUCCAGUCAGACUGUUUGUCCUUACAUCGGUGGAUACUUCAGCACGCAAUCUAUAUUAUGGACUCCAAUAGAUGCCAGUAUCAGUGUCGUGUGGGCAUGUUGCAUGCUAAUUUUGUAUUCCAAUUGGUGAGAGUAUCAUUAAGAUCUUUAGCAGGUCGGAAGUCUGUGUGAUUGAGUAUUAAAUUCAUAGUAAAUCAUCCGUGAAAUUGGUCCGGGUCAUAAAAUACGUACAUAAAACCCAAUGACCGAGUUUCAGGGAAGCGGCUUAACUUAUUUUUAAUUAUUUUUUAUAUUUUCAAAUGGGUUAAGAUGGUGCAACAUCUUGGCAGAACUAUCAGGUUUCCAGAUUAGUGAUCUAAAUCAAUGCGACUGUCAUUGUCUCGAGUGAAGUGACACAUUGCUGGAUAGUGUUGGCCAAGUCGAAGAUCGUCUUUGGAGCGUGACCAACGGGGGUGACGCCGAGAAUAAUGAACUUGGCACUGGAGAAAUGCUCGCAAUCAGCAAAAUCGAGCGAUAAAGCCAUGUGCAGACGACUAUGGUGAGGUCAUGGGUCACUUUAUAAGCCAAGAGCCCCAGCAAGAGCAGAGCCAAAGAGCACGCAGCCGCCGAAAUGAAGCCAUCCACUCUAGCCGCAGCCCUUCCGCUUAUGACGCUCGUGGUCGCUGCCCUGCUGCAGACGCACUGCGUCCGUGGCCAGAACCAGGCUUUCGAUCUCACCAAGCUGUUUCCCAAGACCGGUGUGGAGCCCAUAUGGGCGGUGAUCGAUCGCAACUUGCCGCAGGUGCAGAAGCUGGUCACCACGGCCAGGAUGGAGUGCAUCCAGAAGCUGCAGCUGCCCAGGGAUCAGCGCCCGCUGCUGAAGGUGACCAAUCCCAGUGAGAAGGAGAAGUGCCUGGUGGAGUGCGUGCUCAAGAAGAUCAAGUUGAUGGACAGCGACAACAAGCUGAACGUCGGCCAGGUGGAGAAGCUGACCAGCCUGGUGACCCAGGACAACAAGAUGGCCAUCGCCGUCAGCUCCAGCAUGGCGCAGGCCUGCAGCCGCGGCAUCUCCUCCAAGAACUCCUGCGAGGCGGCCCACCUCUUCAACCAGUGCAUCAGUCGCCAGCUGGAGCGCAACAACGUGAAGCUGGUCUGGUAGAGGGCAUCCAUGGGCAUCCGCACCACAAACUGCCACUAGAGAUCUUAACUCGUGAUCUAUGCGCCCAUAUAUUAAAUUUUAGACAUUAGUGAUGGCAACGCACCUUUUUGUAGUACUAGAUCAAUUUUAGUUGCCCACUCGUAAUUGAUUUGAAUAAAUCCAUAUAUAAAUUAUUU
Molecule: messenger RNA, 1480 nt
Organism: Drosophila erecta
Lineage: Eukaryota; Metazoa; Arthropoda; Insecta; Diptera; Drosophilidae
Gene: Obp19c
Exons: 2
Coding region: 777-1304 (175 amino acids)
Biological process (GO): sensory perception of smell
Molecular function (GO): odorant binding
Source: RefSeq, a predicted model, not a curated record